AUGUCGGGGUUUGAGAUCGCUGGCAUUGUUCUAGGGUCCAUCCCUCUCCUCAUCUCAGCGACAGAGCACUAUCGCAACAGCCUCGAUCGCGCAACUGCUUUCCGCAAAUGGAAGGACGUACUAAACUCGGCUUUGCGGGAAUUCUGGUAUCAGCACUCGUCUUUCGAGUCGAGUUUGAGGAUCAUUCUCAAGGAUGUGGCUAGCCCACCCGAAAUAGAGGAGAUGAUUGGAGAUCCUCACCAUGAACUCUGGAAGUCACGAGACCUGUCCCAGGCCUUACAGGAGAGGCUCAAAAACUCAUACCGACCUUAUAUAUAUGUCAUCGAGGAUAUGCGUGCGUAUAUGAAAAGGCUAGCUACCCAUUUAGAUAUAGAUCGUGAUGCUGGAACUGCGGAUGAUCUUGAGGCCAUUAUAAAAGCAAACGAGAGAUUGCCUUCUGCUGGGGGCCUUAUAACCUUUGAGUUCAAGCGUGCCGUCAAAUUAACCAUGAAAAGAAAAGAGGUCCAGAAACUCCUUGAUGAUAUGAAAGCAUCUAACAACCGCCUGGACGAGCUCAGAGCCAAGUCAGAGGCUCUGAGUAACAACAGCAUAACCCCAAGUACUGCUGAAAAGUUGGGAUUCAGCUCGUCACUGCAGCAGAUUCAAAACUAUGCAACCAUGUUGCAUCAAACUCUAGGAAAAGCAUGGUCCUGUUCAUCUCAUGCUUCCCACGAAAUUCGUCUACUGUUGGAAGACAGAGUCGUACGUCGCAAGGAACUAAAAUCUCUCAAGAAGGUGAAACCGCCAAGCCAACCACUUUCUUUCACGAUCACUCAUAAAUCGCCAACGAGCUGUGCACUUUGGAAGUCCGCCAAAAUAGAGAUUAUUGAUUCAGACCGGGAAGCUGAUAAAGAAAACAAAACAGUACGAUUCAAAGAAUCAGACACCCGGAGAUUCGGUCAGGGCCAGCAAAGCAUUAACAUCCGAAGUAUUCAUGGUUUAACAGUGGUUGGAGGCCUUUGCACCGCCUUUCGCUGUUACAACAGGUUUGGCUUUGGACUUGACGACCAGGGUGUACUUUAUGAGACCUAUCAGGCCGAAAUCAAACCUGUCUGUUGCGCGGAUAAUCUGAUCAGCCUUCAGGAACUCCUCUUGGCACGUUCUGAUAAGAAAUGCAUCAUCCCUUUGACAGACCAGCAGCGGUAUCGACUAUCGAUUAUUCUGACUUCAUCAUUUCUUCAACUGUAUUCAACUCCCUGGCUCAACAAAUACUGGAACCAACGCACAAUACUCUUCUCUUCAACCUUGAAGGAUGAUCAGCUUGAGGUUGACCUUGGGCACCCUUUCAUCGCAGAGAGCUACGGGAGUUCUCCAUGUCAAAACACCACCUCAAUGGAAGCGAAGGAAGUUGCAGAUGAUAGCGCAAAUCUUCUGAUGUUGGCCAAGAUUCUUCUUCAGAUCAAGUUCCAUGAUCGAGCGAGUUCCAUCAGCAAUAAGGAAAGAGCAUCGGAUCCAACAACUUUCGACCGAGUCCGGGAGUCUCAACUCCUUAAUCAGUGGGUAUUUCAGGAGAGGGAGAACUUAUCCCUGGGGCACCAGAAUGCCAUUAAGUUCUGCAUAGACUCUUCUAAUAGAACUGAUGCUGAUCUUUGGGAUCUAAAGUUUCGGCAAAUAGUUCUGGACAAGGUGAUAGUGCCUUUGGUUGAUGAACUAAAUUACAUGCAAGGGGUCACGUAA
Molecule: messenger RNA, 1716 nt
Organism: Fusarium fujikuroi IMI 58289
Lineage: Eukaryota; Fungi; Ascomycota; Sordariomycetes; Hypocreales; Nectriaceae
Exons: 2
Coding region: 1-1716 (571 amino acids)
Source: RefSeq, a predicted model, not a curated record